AUGUUUUUCAAGUCUCUAGACCUGACAACUGCGUUGAGACCCUUGCUGUUACCUGACGAGACUCUUCUCUUUGUCCAGGAUGCGGUGGGGCUUUAUGAAGGGAAGUACAAAAUCCCCGAUUAUCAAGAUGGUCAUGCCUACUUGACAUCGCAUCGGGUAUGCUAUAUCGCGACAAAUGAUCCGCGUAAAUAUUCCGCGGCGAUUGAUCUAAAGGAAAUUGACCGUGCAGAAUAUCAGGCAAGCUUUUUAAAAUCAUCACCGAAGAUUACCAUACACCCGAAACCACAAAAGAACAAGACCGAUAAGGCGCGCAGUGCAACGUCUAGUCCUGCUGUGCCUCCACCAUCGUCCCUCUAUCCAUCCUCAAGCAAGCCGCUUUCUCCUCUUCCAUCUUCGAUCCUGCCCCAUAAAUCACCUUCAACUCCUCUGAACUCGACAUGGAUCUGUCCUAUAUGCUCCUUUUCAAACCCUGUGCCUUCGAAUUUCGACCCUGCCACUGCAAGUGCGACAACCCAUUUGCCACCGUGCUUGGCCUGCGGCAUCAAGCCCCCUUUUACAACUGUUCUUAAGGCUGCAAUAAAUGCUGCAGCUAGUCGAGACCCCCCUCUUCCCCGACCAAGCUCCGUGCCUAUUGGGGAUAAUACAAAUCAUAGUACUGAUCGUCAAUCAGUGGCUGUCGCAUCAAACUCCGUAUCAUGCCCUCGGUGUACCUUUGUGAAUCAUCCAUCCCUCAUAGAAUGUGAAAUUUGCGGAUCGCCAUUGUUAGCUGCAGCAUCAUUAAUUCGGAUUGGUGAUCGUCGUGCAGAUUCCCCGGCCCCAUUUUUUGAACAGUCGCGAAUUCCCAACACCGAAGUGCGCGAGAGUAUCAAGCUCUCUUUUCGUGGAGGUGGUGAGAAAACGUUUCAUGAGAGAUUAAAGAAUGCUCUAAUCCAGCGAAAAUGGCUGCUUCAAAACGCACCUCCGGUGCCACCUCCAUCACAGAGCACACCCACUGCACCCGCAACUACGGUGCUGGAGAGUCCUCAACCAGCAACUCCACGAGUAAAUGCUGUGGGAAUCGCAGGUCUGGAGCAACGAGGGCUGGAAGCACGUAUGAACAAUCAACUAGUCAUCGGCAAUGCAUUCGAGGACCUGGAAGCAUUGAUGGCUUCGGCCAAGCAAAUUGUCGCACUUGCUGAAACCCUGGCACGAGAGUCCGGGAUGUCCUCGAAUGAGGGCUCCGCUGAGACUAAUGCAGUCUUAUCCGAAUCUGCAGCGGCCUUGGGGAUGGUCACCACCAAAGACAUGCUCAGCUCCGGGUCAGAGAAUCUUUAUUUAUCAGAAUUGGCACGCAAUCUUGCAGAAUAUCUGACUGAUGAUCGGAAAGGGAUUUUACAACGAGAAGGAGGUAUUAUGAGUCUUAUCGAUCUAUGGGCAGUCUUCAACCGAUCCCGAAAUGGAGUUGAACUCAUCAGCCCGUCCGAUUUUCAACGUGCGGCAGAACUGUGGGAGAAACUGAAAUUACCGGUUCGCCUACGACGCUUUAAGAGUGGACUCUUAGUGGUUCAACAAUACGACUGGAGCGACGAAAAGACAGUGCGUCAAAUACGAGAGUGGAUGGAGGAUCUACGGCGCGUCCCGCCGGAAGAAUCGGUCCCAUGGGACUGGACGGUAUUUGGUCAAGCCGUUACUGCACAAGAAACAGCACAACGUUUCAAGUGGAGUGUCGGUGUGGCCGCUGAAGAGCUUGAGAUGGCAGAGGACCGUGGAGCCCUUUGCCGUGAAGAGGGAGUUGAAGGACUACGUUUCUGGAUAAACGGUCUUGAUAUUUCCACUCUUUCUUCCACUUAG
Messenger RNA from Penicillium verhagenii, 1830 nucleotides. RefSeq names its product ESCRT-II subunit protein VPS36. The transcript is spliced from 3 exons. NCBI's taxonomy places the organism in Eukaryota, Fungi, Ascomycota, Eurotiomycetes, Eurotiales, Aspergillaceae. Bases 1 to 1830 code for a protein of 609 amino acids. Gene Ontology annotation, biological process: protein transport to vacuole involved in ubiquitin-dependent protein catabolic process via the multivesicular body sorting pathway. Gene Ontology annotation, molecular function: phosphatidylinositol-3-phosphate binding; ubiquitin binding. Gene Ontology annotation, cellular component: ESCRT II complex; late endosome membrane. The record is from RefSeq and is a predicted model, not a curated record.